CCCCCACCCGUUCCAACUUGUUAUGGCAGGAAGAAGCCUACCGUGGAAGGGUUUGAACGUUGUCAGUCGGGAAAGUUAACUUGUUCCAGUAAUGGAAACGAAUUUGAGAUGACUGCAAUAUUGGAGUCUACAGCGAUAUAACAAAGAACAACUUGUUGUAUAGAAAAAUAUUUUGGAAGUAGGAAGAACCGUAUCUUUUUUUUUACCGAGUUUUAGCCUAGCUAGCUAGCAUUACAUUAGCCAUCAGUCACUACCGCACAGACACUCAGGGAGGCACUCAAUGUUUUUUGGGGAGGGGAUUACGGACGACUCUCCUUGCGACUAAAAUUGCACAACAUUUGUUGUAAUCGUAAAGUUUUGUUUGUUCCAUCAACAGAGUCGUCAAGAGUAGCUACAAUACGUUUUCUUUCCACUGUUUGGGGGUACUUUGAAUUUCCCUCCUUUUUCAAUCCCAGGCAGAUGAAAAGGGGUUUGGGGUUGUUGUCUAGCACCAGUUAACUAGCCAUUUGCUAAUAGUUGUAGUCAGUUCUCAAGGGUACUUAGCUAUACUUUUUGUUCUUCCCUUCGGAAAGGACAACUUUUGAUAACUUUGUAUCGAGGCAAAGUCGGGAAAUCACCGGGUGUGUUUGUGGAUUUAUUUUUGUUCUCCCUUUGAGGAAACUAUCUCUACACAAAUGGAUCCUAAUUCUGGGAAUUCUGCCUCUGCCUCUGCUCCCAAAAGCAAGAAGGACAAGAAAGAAAAGAAAAACUAUGAAGAUGGAGACGGCAAAAAGAAAUUUAAACUCAAACGGCUGAUUCCUGAUGAGUUGGAGCGUUUCACCAGCAUGAGGAUGAAGAAGGACAAGGAGAAGCCUCAUGCAGCCGGGCAGCGCCACUCCAACGCUGCCCACUACGAGGUUCCUACCCAGGGGACCAUGCUGCACGACCACCCUGACGAAUACGUCCUGGAACUCUUCGAACAGAUGCUGGUGGAUAUGAACUUGAACGAGGAGAAGCAGCGGCCUCUGCGGGCAAAAGACAUCGUCAUCAAACGAGAGAUGGUGUCUCAGUACCUCCACACGUCCAAAGCUGGUCAGAACCAGAAGGAGAGCUCCAAGUCAGCCAUGAUGUACAUCCAGGAGCUGAGGACUGAGCCCAGAGACACACAGCUCCUGGGCUGUCUGGAAUCACUCCGGGUCUCCCUCAACAACAACCCUGUCAGCUGGGUGCAGAACUUUGGAGACGAGGGCCUGGUUCUGCUGCUCAACAUCAUGAGGAAAAUCCAGGAGGAGAGGGACGAGUACCCAAACAUGGGCAUGAAGUGUCAACAUGAGAUUGUGCGCUGUCUCAAAGCCUUCAUGAACAACAAGUAUGGUCUGAAGGCCAUGUUGACGUCUGCCGAGGGCAUCCCUCUGCUGGUCCGAGCCAUCAACCCCCGGGUCCCUCACAUGAUGGUGGAUGUGGUCAAACUGCUCUCGGCCAUCUGCAUCCUGGAACACCCUGACAACCUUCAUGAGCGUGUUCUGGAGGCCAUCACUGAGGAGGCAGAAAAGCAGGACAAUGAGAGGUUUCAGCCACUCCUCUUAGGUAUGAACAAGCCCAACAUCGCCUUGAAGAAUGGCUGUAUGCAGCUCAUCAACGCUCUCAUCAGUCGAGGAGAAGAGCUGGACUACAGGAUCCACAUCCGCUCAGAGCUGCUGAGACUGGGCCUACGAGACCUGCUGACGGAUAUUCGGACCAUAGAGAAUGAGGAGCUGAGGGUGCAGCUCAGUGUUUUUGACGAGCAGGCAGAGGAUGACUCUGAUGAACUCCAGGCCCGCCUCAACGACGUGCGCAUCGAGAUGGAUGACGUGACCGAGGUGUUCCAGAUCCUGAUGAACACGGUCAAAGACUCCAAGGCCGAAACACACUUCCUGUCUCUGAUGCAGCACCUGCUGCUGGUUCGCAACGACUACAUGGUCAGGCCCCAGUACUACAAGCUGAUAGAUGAGUGUAUAGCUCAGAUCGUGUUGCACAGGAACGGAGCCGACCCAGACUUCAAGUGCCGUAAUCUCAGCCUGGACGUUGAGGGGUUAAUUGACAACAUGGUGGACAAGACCAAGGUGCAGAGCAGUGAGGCCAAGGCCAUAGAGCUGGAGAAGAAGCUGAAUGCAGAGCUGACGGCGCGCCAUGAGCUGCAGGCGGAGCUGAAGAAGAUGGAAGGAGACUAUGAACAGAGAGUCCAGGAGCUGGCCACUGAGAAGGAGAUUCUGGGCUCUGAGAAGCAGGCGAGAGAGAGCGAGAAUCAGACCUUACUGGGACAGAUCAACACGUUCAAAGAACAGAUAGAGACGCUCAAUAAGGAUCUGGAGGAAGCCAAGACCAGAGUUGUCACGGUCCAUGUCCCAGUUGGCCCUGCUCCUCCCACUGCCCCCCCUCUCCCAGGGCAAGUUAGGAUGCCCGUGCCCCCUCCUCCACCCCUACCUGGACAAACAUUCCUCUCUCCUCCCCUACCAGGGAUGCCCGGCCCCCCUCCGCCACCACCCCUACCAGAUGCCCGGCCCCCUCCGCCACCACCCCUACCAGGGAUGCCCGGCCCCCUCCCCUCCUCCCUACCAGGGAUGCCUGGCCCCCUCCCCCUCCUCCCCUACCAGGGAUGCCCGGCCCCCUCCCCUCCUCCCCUACCAGGGAUGCCCGGCCCCCCUCCCCCUCCUCCACUCCCUGGUGGUCCUGGAAUGCCCCCUCCACCCCUUCCUGCACCUGGCAUGGGCAUGCCCCUGCCGCCUCCUGGUAUGGGUGGUUGGGGAGCCCCUGUGCCACCCCCUCUGCCCUUUGGCCUGUCGCCCAAGAAGGAGUACAAGCCUGAGGUGCAGCUGAAGCGGGCCAACUGGAGCAAGAUUGGAUAUGAGGAUCUGUCUGAGAAGAGUUUCUGGACAAAGGCCAACGAGGAUCGCUAUGAGAACAACGAGCUCUUUGCCAAACUCACCCUGGCCUUCUCCUCCCAGACCAAGACCUCCAAAGCUAAGAAAGACCAGGAGGGAGAGGAGGAAAAGAAAACAACCCAGAAGAAGAAGGUGAAAGAGUUGAAGGUGUUGGACUCCAAAUCAUCUCAGAACCUUUCCAUCUUCCUGGGCUCGUUCCGUCUGCCCUACGAGGAGAUCAAGAACGUCAUCCUGGAGGUCAACGAGAAGCUGCUCUCUGAGUCCAUGGUGCAGAAUCUUAUCAAGCAGCUGCCUGAACAGGAAACGCUAAAUGUUCUGGGUGAGAUGAAAGACGAGUAUGAAGACCUGGCAGAGGCCGAGCAGUUUGGAGUCGUGAUGUCGACGGUGAAGCGGCUGAAGCCUCGGCUGACGGCCAUCUUGUUCCGGCUGCAGUUUGAGGAGCAGCUGAACAACAUCAAGCCAGACGUGGUGUCCGUGACGGCGGCCUGCGAGGAGCUGAGGAUGAGCGCCACCUUCUCCCAGCUGCUGCAGCUCAUCCUGCUGGUGGGCAACUACAUGAACGCCGGUUCCCGCAACGCCAAGGCCUUCGGAUUCAGCAUCAGCUACCUCUGCAAGCUGCGGGAUACCAAGACGGCUGACCUGAAGCAGACGCUGCUGCACUUCCUGGCUGACGUUUGUCAGGAGCAGUAUCCCGACGUCAUGACCUUCCCAGACGAGCUCAUCCACGUGGAGAAGGCCAGCCGAGUGUCGGCUGAGACUCUGCAGAAGAACUUGGAGCAGAUGGGCCGUGCGCUGAAGAGUCUGGACAAAGACCUGGAGACCUUCCCUCCUCCACAGAGUGACAGGGACAUGUUCAUAGAGAAAAUGAAUAGCUUCGUGGGCAGUGCCAGAGAGCAGUACGAGAAGUUGGACAUGAUGCAUAAGAACAUGGAGAAGCAGUACUCUGACCUGGGGGACUACUUUGUGUUCGACCCUCGCAAGAUUUCUGUCGAAGAGUUCUUUGGCGACCUCAACAACUUCAAGAACAUGUUCCAGCAAGCCGUGAAGGAGAAUGCGAAGAGGAGGGAGGCGGAGGAGAAGAUCAAGAGAGCAAAGCUGGCCAGAGAGAAGGCUGACAGGGAGAAGGAGGAGAAACAGAAGAGAAGCCAACAACUGGACCUCAACGAAGAGGGUGAUGAGACUGGUAUCAUGGACGGCCUGUUGGAGGCGCUGCAGUCUGGUGCUGCCUUCAAGAGGAAGAGAGGCCCACGACAAGCUGCCAACCGGAGAGCUGGUCAUGCAGUAACGAACAUCCUGGCCAAAGAGUUGAUGAAGGAGGACACCCCGCCCUCCUUCAGCAAACCGCUCAAUAAGAAGACCAAGGCCGAACAGAAGGAGGAGCCUAGCAUAGAGGGGGCGGGGUCACUAGAUGAUCUCUUAGAGGAAAGCCUAUCACGGUCCAGUUAAAAACGGGUUGAAGUUACCCCUUAGCCACAGAUCUUGGAUCAGCCUACCAUAUCCUAACCUUAACCAUGGGGGCAGGGAUACAAACUGAUCUUAGAUCAGUGUCUAGCGGCAACUUCCUCCUACUCUCCUUCAUAGGACCACGGGAUUGGACAGACUGGGUCUGAAGGGGCCAAUGGAUGAGUGCGGGGCUCUCACCUUAACCACACCCCCAGGGUUUCGCAGGCUGCCUUGCUAUUAGUCGCUUCCACGCUGAGGGAGGGCUCUUGCUCUGCCGUAUUAACGUACAGUGUAUGGUCAAGCGUCGGCAACUGCACACAUCCACUGCACUCUGUCUAUCGCUCAUUCAGUCUCUCUUUCUCUAUCAGUCUCUCUCGCGCACACUAUCUAUCCGUCUACUCUCCUCUCUAAAGUACGUCUUGAGAGGGAUAGGAUGGAUUUCCCAAUCCAGAUGGUUGGACUGUCCUACCUAUGUGGAGGCCCUGAUGUUUUAUAGGACAGGCUUUGCUUUUUCCCAGGUUUGCUUUCAAACCUGUUAAAUGUUGCUCUGUAAUUGUCAAAUAUGCUGUAUGUUUGUCUUGCUGUAUGUUUAUAAAAGAAACAAGUGCCAACCAAUACAACUUCAAGUUGCACAUGUCAGCCCUCGUGUUGUCCAAUAGGAGUUUGUGUUGGGUCAGGGUGGACCAAGGGAUAAGUCUAAGUGUGUUUGUGCGCCCGCUCGCGCAUGUUCCACAGUCCUCAUCUCAUUUCCCCGGGUCUUUGCUCUUUAUGUUCUCUGUGAUUCACAGGGAGGAGUCACUAUGUCGGUGAUAAAGACUAUAGAGCCCCAUUGGCAUCUCUCAAAGGACGUCUCCACAAGCAGGAAAUUGUGUGUGUGUCCAGAGCUACGUGUGUGUGUGUGGAUGUUAGUGGUUGUUUGUGCAUCUAUGUUGUGUGCGUGCGUGUGUGAGUUUGUGCUUGGGUAUGCUCUGCCAUCUGUAAUUAUUGUGUGGUUCUGCCUGCCUGUCUGCCGUCAUCAUAAAUGCUAUAUUUCCUAAACAGCGCUGUGGUCUUUCUGCUGAAGUUACAGCACACUGGAGACCUGCCCCCAAAAAAUGCUGAGACGAGUGUGUGUCCCCGAGUGUGUGUCCCCGAGUGUGUGUGUCCCCGAGUGUGUGUGUCCCCGAGUGUGUGUGUCCCCGAGUGUGUGUGUCCCCGUGUGUGUGUCCCCGAGUGUGUGUGUCCCCGAGUGUGUGUGUCCCCGAGUGUGUGUGUCCCCGAGUGUGUGUGUCCCCGUGUGUGUGUGUGUGUGUGCGCGCUUUCCCCUUUAGACUGCAACGGCCAUGAAUGUCUGGCCUUUCUGGUUUUGUAUUUAGUAACCAUCAGCAAAUGUUGCCGCCACAACGUUGGUGUAAUCCAAGGAGAAUGAUAAGCAGUUCUGUCAGUUGACCCAUGCUAUACCAAUCCCUAUGCAAACAUGACAUAUCCCUACUGCUGAUCUCAAGUCAGUCACAAACGGUUCGAACAUCUGCUUGAAUAACUGUGGUUUUCCCGUAAGCGCUGAUCAGAGAUGGGUUUGUUCAGGUCUCUGGACUAGAACCAAGCACAAGCUGUUGUGCUUCUACCAGCACAACGUGUUGUUAUUAUCAAGAGCUGAGCGGUCGUUUCAUGAUUAUAAUCGUUGCUUCCUGCAGUAUAUUUCAAAGGUAUAAAAAGGACCAACGUUACCGCAGCGUCCGUGUGACUUAACAACUGCAGUCAAGGGGCAACGAGGAAACAUUUUAGCCCUUAGAUUGUAGUUGUUCGCCAGAAACGAGAGGAUGACGUGUCGACCGUAAGACAACGUUCCUUGUGCGGAUGAGUCUUUUCAGGUGAUCCUGUCCCUAUUAUUUAAGUGGUCUUUUUAAAGGACGUUGAGGAAAGGCUGAAAAAACAUCACUGGAAAAUAAUAACAUUUUCUGGCCUGAUUUUCUAAUUUUUUUCUAGAUUUUAUUUAAUUUUUUCAUUUUAUAAGAGCUUGUUUUCUAUGUGAAUUUUUACACUUGUUUUAAUGGACGUUAAAAGUAUAGGUUAAAGUUGGUUUCUGGAGAUAUCACUGUGGUAAUGUGUAUUAAAUGAUCGUGUGUGCUGUCCGCUACCAUUAAAAUGACUUCGAUAAACAA
This is a messenger RNA of Oncorhynchus tshawytscha (Chinook salmon), 6484 nucleotides long. RefSeq names its product protein diaphanous homolog 1-like. Gene Ontology annotation, biological process: actin filament polymerization; actin cytoskeleton organization. Gene Ontology annotation, cellular component: cytoplasm; actin filament. Gene Ontology annotation, molecular function: actin binding; small GTPase binding; microtubule binding. NCBI's taxonomy places the organism in Eukaryota, Metazoa, Chordata, Actinopteri, Salmoniformes, Salmonidae. The record is from RefSeq and is a predicted model, not a curated record.